AACUCCAAUCAAAAUGGCGACCGUGAACGUUAAUCGCAGCGUGACGGACAUCUUCUACCGCUACAAGAUGCCGCGCCUGCAGGCCAAGGUCGAGGGCAAGGGAAAUGGCAUUAAGACCGUUCUGGUCAACAUGGCCGAGGUGGCACGCGCCAUCGGACGACCGGCCACGUAUCCAACCAAGUAUUUUGGAUGCGAGUUGGGAGCCCAAACCUUGUUUGAUCAUAAGAAUGAACGUUUUAUUGUAAAUGGUUCCCAUGAUGUGAACAAGCUGCAGGAUCUGUUGGAUGGCUUUAUUCGCAAAUUUGUUUUGUGCCCCGAGUGUGACAAUCCGGAAACCAAUUUGACCGUUUCGGCCAAGAAUCAGACUAUUUCGCAGUCCUGCAAGGCCUGCGGCUUCCAUGGACUGCUGAAGGUCAAUCACAAGGUAAACACGUUCAUUGUGAAGAAUCCACCUUCGUUGAACCCGGCCGCCCAGGGCUCCUCACUCACUGAGGGCAAGCGCUCAAAGAAGCAAAAGCAAAAGAAUGAGAAUUCAGACGGUUCGAUGUCCAACAACUCGAUGGCGAACAACUCUGGCGGUGAGUCGGAUGGCGGUAAUGGUUCGAAUCAGGCUAGCCAAACGGAGGCCGAGAUAAGUGCUGCAAUUCCGGAAAAGAACAUAGCUGAGGAUGAUGAUGAGGGCUGGAGCGUUGAUGUGUCGAAGGAAGCUAUACGUGCACGCUUGCAGGAUCUGACUGACGGAGCCAAGGGCAUGACCAUUUCGGAUGACUACGACAAGACCGAAAAGGAACGCAUCGAUAUCUUUUAUGAGCUGGUCAAGGACAAGCGGGACAAGAAGCAACUAGAUGAUCUGGCCACCCAUAAGGAACUGUUUAUCGAGGCAGAGCGUCUGGAUAUUCUCAACAAGGCGCCCAUGGUCUUGGCCGAGCUCCUUUUCAGCGAGAACAUCAUCAAGGAGGUGCAGAAGAAUCGUCAUUUGCUGCUUCGCUUCACCUUCAAUAAUCCGAAGGCUCAGCGUUAUCUAAUCGGCGGCGUUGAACAGACCGUUGAGCUGCACACGAGCACAUUGAUGUCCAAGGUGGCCGGUAUCUUCAAGAUAUUCUAUGACCAGGAUAUACUCGAUGAGAAGGUCAUCCUAGACUGGGCACAAAAGGUAAGCAAGCGUCAUGUCUCGAAGAAAAUUGCCACGGAGAUACACGAGAAGGUGAUGCCGUUCGUCCUCUGGCUUAAGAACGCCGAAGAGGAGUCCUCGGAUAGCGAAGAGGACGAUGACGACGGGCUGCCAGAGGAUUCCGAAGAGGAGGAUGACGGAUACUGUUAUAAGAAUAAAAAUAAUAAACAACAACAGCAACAGCAACAAGGCGGCGAUGACGGAGAUGGAGACAUUGACAUUGAUGAUAUAUAAAGCGAGCUAAGCGGCGGCGGCGACGGCGUAAUCUCCAUAGCAGAGCGUAAUCAGAAGGAAAAAAACCGAAUCGGCAUAAACGUUAACGAGUUUCAACAAUGGUCUUAGUGGUAUCUCUCUGCCUACAGGUUUAGUUUGUUUUUCAAAAUCGUUCGGUUCAAAACAUCGCAAGGAUCCUGACGUCCUGUUACGCAUGUUGCGCCAACUUUGCUUUAGUUUGAUUUAUCGCUUUGCUACCAUUCAAUUGUAAGCAUUACAUUUAACCAAGCUGCUGUAACAAUAGACGUUAAUUGAACUUAAUUACACCAA
Molecule: messenger RNA, 1714 nt
Organism: Drosophila serrata
Lineage: Eukaryota; Metazoa; Arthropoda; Insecta; Diptera; Drosophilidae
Gene: eIF5
Product: eukaryotic translation initiation factor 5
Biological process (GO): formation of cytoplasmic translation initiation complex; translational initiation
Cellular component (GO): cytosol
Molecular function (GO): GDP-dissociation inhibitor activity; eukaryotic initiation factor eIF2 binding; translation initiation factor activity
Source: RefSeq, a predicted model, not a curated record